CACCAGUGCUCCUUAUUGUAUAGAUACACCAUAAUUUAUUUAUCUAUUCUCCUGUUGGUGGACAUUUGGGUUGUUCCCAGUUUUUUAUUGUUAUGAAUUAAGGCUGCUAUAAAUAUUGUACAGUUUCGGUCGGGAGUGGAUCUGGUGAACUUUUAAUUCUUGCUAGUGUCUUAAUUUUUGGUGGACAAGUAUAAAUUGAUGAGAAAUUGAUAAUGUUCUAUAUUUUGUUUUUAGAUGAAGAUUGUAAAAAACUUACUUCAGAACUGUUUGCAAAGAUAGAUGCCUGCCUGAAUGAAGUCAGAGAUGAAAUUUUUGCUAAACUUCAACCCCAACUUCGAUGCACAUUAGGUGAUAUGGAAAGUCCUGUGUUUGCAUUUCCCCUGCUCUUAAAAAUAGAGCCUCACAUUGAAAAGCUCUUCUUGUAUUCUUUCUCUUGGAACUUUGAAUGUUCCCAGUGUGGACACAAAUAUCAAAACAGGUGUAUGAAGACUCUGGUCACCUUUACACACGUCGUCCCUGAGUGGCACCCACUUAAUGCUGCGCAUUUUGGUCCAUGUAACAAUUGCAACAAUAAGUCACAAAUACGGAAAAUGGUACUGGAAAAGCUAUCUCCCAUAUUCAUGGUGCACUUUGUAGAAGGCUUACCACAUAGUGAUUUACGGCAGUAUUCAUUUCAUUUCGAAGACUCUCUUUAUCAAGUAACUUGUGUAAUUCAGUACCAAGCAAAUAAUCAUUUUAUAACAUGGAUCUUAGAUGCUGAUGGAAGUUGGCUUGAAUGUGAUGACUUAAAAGGCCCAUGUGCUGAGAGACGUGAGAAAUUUGAAGUUCCUGCUUCAGAGAUUCAUAUUGUUAUUUGGGAAAGAAAAAUAUCCCAAAGGAUAGAUACAGCAGCUGCUGGCCUUCCACUUAAAAAGACGAAUGAUCAGCAUGCUUUUGGCAGUCAGAAACCAGUGUUUCCAGCAUCCUGUUCUGUGGGUGAUACUGCCUCAGCUGGAACAUCUUCAGUAACUCAGCCCUCAAGUAUGUCAGGUGCUUCAGCUUCUCUCUCACAGGAUGACGCUGUAGUUAUCGGAGAUCAUUUACUUUCAGGUCCACAUGGUUUGGUUGACAAUAAUCUUUUAACUUUGACACUUGAAGAAAUACAGGUUAACUCUGAAGAUUUCCUGUUAGAAAACAGACCUGUGGGAGAAAAUGAAGGAGUUGUUGUAACAAAUACUUUGCAAUCUCAAGAGUCACUGACAGAUUCUUCCGUAUUAGCUCCAUGUAUGGAAAAGCUUGUCAAAGACCAAAUUGUGGAUGUCAGGUUUCCAUCUCAAGUUACAAAUGCAGAUGUGCUGUCAGUACAGCUGAAUACAGAAGACACUGUAAUUACUCAGCCUGGGAAUAAUGGUGCUACUGAUCUUCCACAAGGAGUCAAGUCAGUUGAAAUUGAGAAGAGUACUCAGUUAAAACAGUUCCUUUCACCAGAAACUGAGAAAUUAAAGCCAGAACACGUUACAUCUCAGGUGUCUAACUUCAAGAAAAAAGAAGCUGCUGCAUAUUCUCCAACCAUAGCAGCUAGGUCGGCACACAGUCAGCCUCUGAAAGAAAAUCAGAAGAAACCAUUUGUGGGAAGUUGGGUAAAAGGCCUGUUAAGCAAGGGCGCUUCUUUUAUGCCACCUUGUGUCUCAGCUCAUACUAGAAACACUGUCACUGAUUUGCAGCCUUCAGUGAAAGGGGCAAGUAAUUUUGGUGGCUUUAAAACUAAAGGUACAAACCAGAAGGCUAACCGGGUAUCCAAGAAAGCACGGAAGAGUGCAAGUAAGCCUCCUCCGGUGAGUACUCCUGCACCAAGUGAUCCCUCAUCAGAUAGCACAGCUUCUCAUCGGCGUGCUGCUGGUAGUGCUGACUCAGACGUUGUGAAGCAGUGUGAAAGCGCCUCUCGUGGCACUCACCUCAGUCACAGUUCCCGUGGAAAUGAAAAUGGCGUUUCUUCAGCCAACCACGGAAACUCAGUUGAUGGCCAGAUUCAUCGACUUCGACUAAAACUUCUUAAAAAGCUUAAGGCAAAAAAGAAGAAAUUAGCUGCUCUUAUGUCUUCCCCCCAGAAUGGAACACUUCCAAGUGAAAAUGUGGAAGGUGAGUCCCAUUGUGGGUCUCCAAAUGAUUGUGAAUCCAUAGAAGACUUGUUAAAUGAACUGCAGUAUCAGAUUGAUAUUGCAGAUAAAUCCAGCUGCACCACAAUUCCUAGUGCUUCCCAAUACAGUGGGCAAACUCAGGAAGAGAUUUUAGCAGAACUGCUGUCUCCUGCAACUGUUGUUUCACCAGAGCUUCCAGAGCAUGGAGAAGCUGACUUCAGGUACUUGGAAAUGGGAGAUAACCAUAUUCCAGCACCAGUAUCCAGUGAAUUAAGCACUAUUCCCCAAAACACACACCUGAGACAGGACCAUGAUUAUUGCAGUCCCACCAAGAAACAUCAAGGUGAAGUUCAGACAAACUCACUAACAAAUAAUUCCUGUGUUAGAAUGUUAAACUUGGAGACUUCCAUGAAAGCUGAUAUUUUUGAUGAAUUUUUUUCUACUUCAGCAUUAAAUUCUUUAGCAAAUGAUCCAUUAGACUUACCUCAUUUUGAUGAAUAUUUGUUUGAGAGUUGUUGAAUGCCUGUUAACUCUUUAGUUUAAUAUUUAUUAUUGCUCUUGAAGAACUUAAGUUACGUUUUUAGGUAGUGUUUCCACACUGGCCUUGUCUGAAUAACCGUGAACAAAAUGUAAGCUAUGGGAGAUUUUCCUUUGGUUCUACCUAGAAAAGCAUGUAAUCUGUUUUACAAAUUAAAAUUAUCAAGAAUUUGUUCUUUUUUUGCUUCAUUUUGUACUUGUAGGAGAACGAGGAUUUCAGAACACUGAAAAUGAAAAAUAAUGUCUCAUUUCUGGCGUUUUGUACAGUUGGGUGCAUUAAGUGUCUAGGUUUUUAAUUUGGGCCACAUCGGUUGAGGAAAAGCACUAGCUUAUACAAACUGAAGGCUUUGUAUACUGUAUCUGAAUGUGUGACUGUUUUGCGAAUGGUUUUGUGGUCUUUGAUAAGAGCCUAAGCCUGUCUCACCCAGGUUGAGUGCUAUGGAAUAUCAACUUCCCCUAUACGAUUUAUCUCCUUUUCUUCUCCUUACAAAGAUGGCAGGAAACCUUAUUACUAGAACUUUGAAUAAUGUUAAGUAAUUAUUCAGUAAGUGAUCUGUAACAGGAAAAAAGUCAUCUAUUUUUGCAUUGAUGUACAAGAAGUUUACAUAUUGUCAUAAAUACCACCUUUCUCCAAUGAUAUUUAUUUCUAUAGUCGAACUGGAACACCAUCCGAAAGUUCUGUUUUGGGAAGAGAAUAACAACCAGUGUUGUCAAGUUGGCUGUCUGUCAGGUUUUGUUAUGUAUGUGAAACAUUAUUUAAACCUCAGCAUUCCUGUGAGGGAGACCUUAGCGUCACAUCUUACAGGCAGGGAACCAGGCACAGAGCUAGUGAGUUGUAGGGCUGGGAUUGAGGAGAGGGUUUGCCACAGCCGCUAGAUGUACUGUGGUGACCGACCUAAGAGUUCCAAGCUUCAGUUACCGUCGGGACACCCACACAGCACCCCUGCUGUAGUGGUGGGACUUAGCAGCAGUGGUUACCAAGGAAGUUGCAGGUACUGAGUACUUAAUUUAUUCGUCACAUUUACUCCUGAGCCUUUUUUCUGAUUAUAGAAGUAAUGCAAGUUUAUUGUAAAGAAACUGGAGAAAUGCAGAACAAGAAGAAUUUGGGCAUCUAAACAUGACAUUAACUACUACAAACAUUUUCAUGCAUAUAAGCUUUAAGAAAU
This is a messenger RNA of Trichechus manatus latirostris (Florida manatee), 3820 nucleotides long. RefSeq names its product ubiquitin specific peptidase like 1 (gene USPL1). The transcript is spliced from 5 exons. Gene Ontology annotation, cellular component: Cajal body. Gene Ontology annotation, molecular function: SUMO binding. The record is from RefSeq and is a predicted model, not a curated record. The coding region runs from base 213 to 2636 and encodes 807 amino acids. Lineage: Eukaryota; Metazoa; Chordata; Mammalia; Sirenia; Trichechidae. Gene Ontology annotation, biological process: Cajal body organization; protein desumoylation.